AUGAAUUGGUCAAGCUCGAACAAUAUGAUACUGCAUGAUUGUAUCGUAUGUGGUGAAGCUGUUUGCAGUAGUGGCAUUCAAUAUGGCCAGGAAGUAACCUGGCACUGCGAAUAUCGAGCAUUCGACGAGGCAAUUUACAACUCAGAAGCGCUACUUGACCGCAAACUGGAAGUAUGUGUUAACCCAGCGAGGGGCAUGCAGCCGGAGGUAUCCGGUGUUAGAAGGAACCACGAUCUAUGGGGUCACUACAGGGCUCCGUUUAUACUCAAGGGGCGAUGGGACGAUGUAGAGUUCAGGAACCGCCUACGGUACGAUAUCCUAGAUACCGAAGGUGAAAACGAUCAUAAUAAGAAUACUGUUCUUAUAUUCCGUAUAUGUUCAGUCACUGAGCGCUCGCAGGAAGUCAUCCGCCCUUUGUGCUCGACGUAUUAUCUCGACUUCGACUUCAACUUCAUUUAUGUACCGCAGCUCGCCACGAAGCAAACCCCUGAAAGCCCCUGA
Molecule: messenger RNA, 501 nt
Organism: Microsporum canis CBS 113480
Lineage: Eukaryota; Fungi; Ascomycota; Eurotiomycetes; Onygenales; Arthrodermataceae
Exons: 3
Coding region: 1-501 (166 amino acids)
Source: RefSeq, a predicted model, not a curated record